AGCAGCCAUGAUAAAAAUAGCUCGUAAAGUUGGGACUCUGGGAGCUGUCACUCAGAGGGUAGCUGGUUUCCAUCAUGAUAGUGUAAGAGACGAGCCUGCUCCUUAUCCUGGAGUUAAAACAGAAUUUACUAAAGAGAUGCGGUUCAUUCUUCCUGAAGAGGUACCAACAAUCCCGAUUUACAGAGUUCUGAACAGUCAGGGAAAAGUCAUAAAUCCCAAAGAUGAUCCCGAAUUUGACAAGGAAGACCUUCUUGAUAUGUACAAAGCAAUGGUUAAAACCAGUAUCAUGGAUAGAAUAUUGUAUCAGUCUCAAAGACAAGGGCGUAUAUCCUUUUACAUGACGAACUUUGGAGAGGAAGCAACCCAAAUAGGCAGUGCUCGAGCUCUCAAGUUUAAGGAUGUCGUGUUCCCUCAGUACCGUGAAGCUGGUGUGUUUAUUUGGAGAGGCUAUACUCCGCUCGAAAUGAUGCAUCAGUGUUUUGGAACUAACAAGGACUUCGGAAAAGGUAAACAGAUGCCAGUACAUUACACUGGAGCGAAAGUUAACAUCCAGGCUGUGUCAUCACCACUCGGUACACAGAUCCCUCAAGCAGCCGGGUACGCCUACGCAAUGAAGCAGCGCGACAAAGACUCCUGUGCAGUGUGCUACUUUGGGGAGGGAGCCGCCUCCGAGGGGGACUGCCACUCUGCCAUGAACAUGGCCGCCACACUGGACUGUCCUAUUCUCUUCUUCUGCCGGAACAAUGGUUAUGCUAUUUCAACCGCCACCAAGGACCAAUACAGAGGAGAUGGUAUCGCAUCCCGUGGGAUAGGGUAUGGAAUACCCGCAAUAAGGUUUGACGGUAACGAUUUGUUUGCGGUGUACAACGCGACGAAAGCCGCGCGGAAACUCAGUGUCGAACAGCAGAGACCAGUCGUGUUAGAGGCUAUGACUUAUAGAGUGGGCCACCACAGCACCAGCGAUGAUUCUACUGCCUACAGGUCAGUAGACGAGGUGAAGCACUGGGACACAGUGGACACGCCCAUAAACCGUAUCAGAAACUACCUGGCAGAGAAGGGGUGGUGGGACGAGGUGCUGGAGAAGGAGUUCCGGACUAGUACCAGGGGGGAGAUACUGAAGGGGUUCAGGGAGGCGGAGAACACUAAGCUACCUAACCCUCUACAGAUAUUUGACGAGGUCUGGGACGAGCUUCCAACUCAGCUUCAGGAGCAGAAAGAUGAGUUUAUCGAACACUGCGCUAAGUACGGAGAAAACUACCCGCUAGAGAGUUUCGAGGAUAUGAAAUAACUUGUUGAUUUGACGGGAUAUCGCCUAACUUCACAGUUGAACUUAACCACUGAACUUCAUAGCUGAACUUCGCAGCUAGCUGGCAUUACGCAUGCUUUACCGCAUGUAACAGGAUUUUAGAGUAGGAUCUUUAAAUGAAUAACUACGCAAUACGGGCAUGUUACAACUUCGGCUUAAUUUCCUUAUAUAGUUUUAAUGGCAGAAACCAAACCGAAACCAAGUUAUUGUCCAAAUAUUUGAGAUUGGAACUUGAAAGGCUGUAGAAGACUAGGGGAAACGCUCCCUAUAUGGUCACUUACUCACUUACUGUCGUCUUUUGUUUGGGUUAAAAAUAGCUUAUAUAUCCUUUAAUGAUCAUGUUUAACUGACUUGGUAUCUAAAGACCGCAUUUUCAUAUUUUUAAUAUUAUAGUUGUCAAAGAACUUUGUCGAGAGCUUCGCAUGACAUUUAAGGAAGUUUAAGGACGUUUGUAGUGUUUUUUCUUAGGUGAUUUAUUAUCGUUAUUUACUCAAUUUAGUUAAGUUAUUGUAGAUGUGCUUUUUUGAGAAGUUGUUUUAUUACAUCCUUUAGUUUUGGUUGCUUAAUAAAUUAUACUUUAUUUUUUGACGAUUACUACCCCGUUUUAAAUCAAAGGUAUGCCUUAAAUAUUAAUCAUCCAGUUUGGUGUCAUCGUAAAUAUUUGCUAGUUAAUUUUAAGAUUUUUUAUCAGAUAGCUUUUUUGAAGGUAUUUAAAAUAUUUAUAUUGCAUGUUUUCAAAGGUUUUUUUACCUGUGCUUGUGAAAAAGAACAUUUUUAUAGUUUCACUCGAGAGUCGUAGUUAAUUUAACAAAAUAGACUUCAGAAAAGUUAUCACUAACUGUGCCACAUUACGUAGGAUAAGUAAAAUAGACGUACAAAAGUUAUUAAGUUUUAAUACAAUUAAUAAAAAUAUAUAUAUUAUUAUUAUAAAUAGAUUUAGAUAUUGAUUGCAUUUAAUUCAUUAACAUCUUUAAUCUGUCAUAUUCGGCUGUAACCACAAUUUGUAAUUAUCACGCAUAAAAGUACCUCUACUAAUAAAUAAUUAUAUUUCAUUGUAUUGAACAAAUAAUCCUCGGUAAAUGCUUCUCGCCAAAUGAAGAGUGAAGACCUUAUAGGGUGCCAUAUAUA
Messenger RNA from Bolinopsis microptera, 2434 nucleotides. RefSeq names its product 2-oxoisovalerate dehydrogenase subunit alpha, mitochondrial-like. The coding region runs from base 8 to 1288 and encodes 426 amino acids. Gene Ontology annotation, molecular function: oxidoreductase activity, acting on the aldehyde or oxo group of donors, disulfide as acceptor. The record is from RefSeq and is a predicted model, not a curated record. Gene Ontology annotation, biological process: branched-chain amino acid catabolic process. The transcript is spliced from 8 exons. NCBI's taxonomy places the organism in Eukaryota, Metazoa, Ctenophora, Tentaculata, Lobata, Bolinopsidae.